GCAAUUGUCCGUGGAGGAAAUGUCAAUUAAUAAAAUAAAGGACAAAAACAGAAGCGAGAUUUUGAUGUAACCGCCCUGGAGAAGACUCAAUUAAGUCCGAAACGUUGGCAAAAUUUUGCUUCUGUUUGUGUCCUUCAUUUUAUUAGUUGUUGGGCAAGCAAACAUGCAGUAAGUAACGGCAAGAAACUAUAAUACAACCAGACGUGAAAAGCGUGAUUGGACCGAAUUUUUUUAUUUCCCAAGGAACCUUUUUUCACCCUUUGCAAAUAAAGGGCUAUUAAAUUCGGUUUUUGAAUUGGAACAUUUUUUUUGUCUGAGCCCCAUUCAAAUUACCGGUCCCUUUAUGUAUUUAUUUUUUUCCUUGUAUUUUAUAUCGUAGAAGAGCGCAGUUAGAAAUAAAAGCGCACAAUUUCCACCCUCCAAGGUUUUUCCUCUUAUGGCUAAUUAUUUAUUUUAACUAAUUCGUAUAAGCGUAUCUUCGGAACCACUUCGUUGUCGAUGGGGACCUAAAAACUAUGAAAUAAUACUCUUAAAAUCUAAAGAGAAUUACCAGUAAUAACAUCAUGCUGAAAAGGUUAUUAUUCUAUUGCUAUUGCUAUUGGAGACCCUUCAUAACACUAAAACACCUGUAUCUAUCGAAAAAAUAAAUUUACAUAUUUCGCUAGCAGCCAUGCGACUGUUUACAAGCAACGGUAAAUGCGAGGUUUUAAUGCAUUUAUAAUAUCGAAAAACCCUCGGAUAGUCUGUUGAAGAAAGAAUACCAAGCUUUGGGGGUCAGAAUGUCAUUCUGGGUACGAGCUAGUUAUACGUGGAAUCGACAAUGACCAUCGGGAAAAUGAGCAAAGUGGGAAAUCUCCCUCCGCCGGUUUUCAACAAACGACUUUUCAAGGCGCAAGCUGGAAUCUUACUGUCUGAGGAGAUUUUACGGAUCUUACGCCGUUCGCCCCAAGAGGAGAGGAGUUUGAGCGAACUGAGCAAACUAAAAGCCGUUGUUAAUGGACUAAAGGAGAUUCACAAGGAUUUACAAUAUAUCAAAGACGCGUUGGGUUACGCUAUAAACUACGAGAAAGUUGAAUCAGGAAAAACAGUUACGAAGCAGCACUCAGAAAAAGUGCUCUCGUGUUACUAUGUGCUGAGCGGCUCCGUAGAAGCACAGUAUUCCAUAGACUACGACGAGGAGGAUAUUCGCGGGAAAAUAGCGGGAAAAGACGCGCAAGGGAAUAGCAUAUGCGAGAUCAAUUAUACACAUGUAGCCGGUGACUAUAUGGGAUUAGUAUCGGCGGACGGGCCCCAGUACGACCUUCCUCCCCCGGACUCCAUGAGGACCAUCGAGACUUGUGAAUUCAUACGCAUUGACAGGGAGACAUUUCACAAGUCCGUGAAAAAGGUCCAGAACAGAUAUGUCCAGGAAAUCGAAAUGUUCCUGGAAGAAUCUGAGAUUCUAAGAAAGUUACCUGCGGAGGAGAGAGCUGUGCUUGUGCCUCUGAUGGCGAAACAGGAAUACUCGGCUGGCAAGGUUAUCAUUAACCAGGGAGAAAUACCAGAACACGUAUUUUUUGUAGGUAAAGGCAGGUGCCAUUUUUUCCGUCGAGUGUACAUACAGGAAGCUAGGAGACAAGAGCUCGUCAAGUUGGGUCUCAUAGAAAAAGGAAGUUUCUUCGGAGAGUCCACCGUGCUUGGUGGUUCACCUUGCUUCUGUAGCGUGGCAAGCAUCGGCCCUGUGACGUGCUACCUUGUGAACAAAUGGGCAAUCAAGACAAACGAACGCAUACUCAAUCUGCUGCGAGAUCAUCAACACUUCUUCCACGAGGACGAUAUGAUUAAACACUUCAUCCGGGACAGUGACGUAUGGCAAAGCUACAAGAGAAGCAAGGUGAUCGAGUUGCUUGAUGGUACGAACAAGCAGCACGUGGUGGUAUGCACCGUGCCAGAGACGUUACACACCGCCGUCGAGUUUGGUGAUGCUAGUAGACGUUACUCCAGCCAUUCUACUAACGAGCGUGAGCCUGGAGAACCAAAGAAAAAAGAACCACUAUUCAUCACACCUCGAUCUCGCAGGCGCUCAUCUGCUUUUCUCCAAAGCAAUGCCGCGGCUGUUGUCAAGGCUGUUCUGUUGCUAAGGCGAAACACAGGCUCAGAGGAGCCAAGAGUUCCGUCAUCGAACGCUGAGUCAUCUCCUGUGACUACAACAAGAGGGGAGAUGGAAACAAAGAUAAAGCCGAUGAGUGCUCCUGGAAGGUGCCGAGGGGCUCCGAAAUCCUUACGCGAUGCAUCGAAUUCUCCUACUAGAAAUCGAUCAAGAAACAGAGGGGGGAGACCCAAGACGAAAACUAACAAUCAACGGAGCCCGAGUGGGGAACGUGCUUCAAGUUCUGUUAAGAAGAAACAGGCAAUUACAAAACAUGGUAAAGACGAGAAGAAAGUAAAAGAUGAAAAGCCUAAAACAGUGCCGAAUAAUAAAGCCCCAGAAUAUCAAUCAGAGGCAGUCGAUAAGCAUUCGACUCCUCCGCGCGGCACCGAGAUGAUUGUGACUUCGAAUCGAAACUUCAUCCUCAAAGAGGUAAUCAACACAGGUUUGCCUGGGAAGAGAGUCUAUUCUGCCGGCUAUCAGAGGUUCGACAAAAGCAUGUUCGACAUCCUGGACAAAUCUGAGCCAAGCCCAUCAGGCCCUAGCCCGUGGACGAUCUCCUUAGCUGCUAAUCGAUGGAUGUCGUCUGUGCGAAAAAAGCGUGCCAUGGUUCGGAGUAUGAGUGAUAGGAGAUCCUCCUCGCCGUCACCCACUCCUAUUAUUGUCAUCGAGGAGUACGUGGCGACGAGCGACUCUAAUGUCGACGAUGAGGGGAUGGCUCGACCUUCCUCGGGAAAGACAGACGACAGAGCCGCCUCAAGUAGCAGAAGUCCCAGUCCAAGUACCCGUCGAAUCAGUCACACGCCGUCACCAGUGCUAACGGAACUACCGGAAGAAAACGAAGACGAGGUUUUAGAAUACGAAAAGUACGAGGCUGGAAAAGCCAUUCCUGAAAAGUGGCACACACCUAUCCACGAGGCACGGGACCAAUCACUCGCUCAUCUCGAGCGUGUCAAGCAGGAACUCGAGGCCAUCACGCGCGACCGUGAAAUACUCCACAGACAAAUAGCGGCCAGCGGUAUGACUAGGGACGAGCAUGCGCAGAAUGACGUGGCACUGGACAGCAUUGAUCAUACGCAGGAAACCACUGUCCAGGCUACUACAGAGGAAAGCAAAUCGUCCACAAGAAAGCACAGCCCGCAGAAAAAUCGCAAACUCUCAUAUCCAGCUCGCACGCUUUCGUCCGGCAGCGACAAAAAAACGAGUGGUUCUCAUCGGAUGAGUUUGGGGUCAAGCCAUGCGCCGGCGCUGUCGUCUGACACCAGCCACGCACGAUUAAUGCGCAUGCGCACUCUUGACGGAUGUUACCUGGAAGGCAUAGGGGCCCGAAGCUCCCUUUAUAGCAGUAGAUUGAUGAACAAUGAAAGAAUCAACGACAAGAGUUCAGUUUCAGCUGUGACGAGAAACGAGCGAAGGCGUCUCCUCCUACUCGAUAAGCUUGGGCUAAGAUGACAACUAACAACAACUUUCUACCAAAUUUGAUGGGCUUUAGUGUUCCAAUUAUUACUAAAAUAAAUGCCAUGAGGAGGGGGGGUGUAAGGGGGGGGGGGGUGCGAACCCGCAAAAUCGCACCGAAAAAAAACGCACAGAAACCACUCAGAAAAACGCCAACAACCGGAAAACCGUCAAAAUAAGUCAAUAACAGUAAACCGCGCAGUCUAGAGUAACCACAAUACCGCGGAAUAAAAUACGUAAAACCGCGCCAGAUUUAAGGCAAAACCACCGCAAACCCGCACGUAUCCCUCCAUUAGUAACAAUAAGAUACUGGGGCUCACCGAAACAAUUAAAUAUGGCUGACGCUUUAGUAGAUCUUGAAGUAAAUUAGCUUUGCAAUGUUUGGUUUUGUAAUAAAAAUUGUUCAGAUAA
This is a messenger RNA of Nematostella vectensis (starlet sea anemone), 3994 nucleotides long. RefSeq lists its product as uncharacterized. Lineage: Eukaryota; Metazoa; Cnidaria; Anthozoa; Actiniaria; Edwardsiidae. The record is from RefSeq and is a predicted model, not a curated record. The transcript is spliced from 10 exons. Bases 821 to 3580 code for a protein of 919 amino acids.